Messenger RNA from Marasmius oreades (fairy-ring Marasmius), 1782 nucleotides. RefSeq lists its product as uncharacterized. Gene Ontology annotation, cellular component: plasma membrane. The coding region runs from base 24 to 1649 and encodes 541 amino acids. Gene Ontology annotation, biological process: transmembrane transport; nucleobase transport. The transcript is spliced from 18 exons. Lineage: Eukaryota; Fungi; Basidiomycota; Agaricomycetes; Agaricales; Marasmiaceae. Gene Ontology annotation, molecular function: nucleobase transmembrane transporter activity. The record is from RefSeq and is a predicted model, not a curated record.
CUUAGCCCUUCCCCUGGUCUGCCAUGACCUCCGUCUUCAAGGGGUUUUCAAUGGGUGGUUUCAGUGACAUUUUUCAAGCGUCGAAAGACGCUGAUCCUUACAAGAAUGCUGAUAUUCUCCCUCUUCCUCCCUCUCGUCGAACUUGGUCCAAGAAGAUCUUUCUCUUUUUCUGGCUCUCGACUGCUAUCAACAUUGCAGAAUGGUCUGGGGCAUCCACGGCAUUGGCCGUCGGACUAACUGUUGGACAAGCGAUCGCAGUCAAUGCGAUAAGUACAAUAAUAAUAUGCCUCGCUCUGGUUAUCAAUGGUCAUGGGGGAGGGAAAUGGAACAUCCCCUUCGCCGUCAUCAAUCGUACAGGUUGGGGCAUCCGUGGGUCGUGGUUUGCUUUAUGCAGUCGUAUAAUUUUGUCUUGUUGCUGGUAUGGUGUCCAAGGUUGGUACGGUGGUCAGAUGGUGAAAAUCAUGAUCGGGUCUAUCUGGCCAAGCUUCUAUAACAUGAAGAACACGUUCGGGCCUGGUGCGGGGAUGAAGACUAAUGAAUUCGUAUCUUUCAUCAUCUUUUGGACGGUUUCUCUCCCCAUAUUUCUGUUGCGUCCUGAACAAUACCGCAUACCUGCCAUCUUCUCCUCGGUCAUAGUAACUAUUGCGGCAUUUGCAAUUUUUAUCUGGGCCCUCGCAAAGGAGGGAAACGUAGGGCCACUGUGGAGGAACCCGGAGGAGGUGUAUGGGAUUGGAAGGCUUAGAGGCUCACAAUUGAGUUGGACGAUGAUGAGGAUGAUCUCGAGCGGAAUAGGCGGAUGGGCUGGAGGAAUUCUCUAUCAGAGUGAUUUUUCUCGUUAUGCUGUUCAACCCGGGGACCAGAUGUGGGGUCAAAUAUUCAUCAUUCCGGUAUGCCUUUUUGGGUCGAAUAUCUUGGGAAUCAUCACUACAUCCUGCGCUCGAGGAUUUUAUCCGGAUGAACCCUUACUCUGGCGUUUGUACGACCUCUUGGAAGCCAUUCAAAAACAUAGCGGACCCGGUGCUCGAGCUGCUGUGUUUUUCGCGUCGUUUGCUUUCUUUUUGUCCCAGAUAUGCGUGAAUGUGGUGGCUUGUGGUGUCGUUGGAGGGAUGGAUUUGGCUGCAUUGUUACCUCGGUAUAUAAACAUUCGACGUGGAUCUUUCGUCAUUGCGAUCAUAGGCAUUGCUAUCAAUCCGUGGAAGAUCUUGAAUACGGCCAAUUCCUUCAUUGCGGCGAUAUCUGGUUUUGCUGUGUUUUUAGGACCGCUAACCGGGAUAAUGAUUACUGAAUACCAUAUAGUGCGAAAGAGACGCAUCAAGCUUUCUCACCUUUUUGAGCCAAGCUCCUCAAGUGAUUACUGGUUCUGCCACGGACUUAAUUGGAAGGCUCCCGUCGCUUGGUUGUUGGGUGUCUGGCCCAGCCUACCUGGUUUUUGCGCCUCAGUCACUCCAGAUCGUAUCCAGGUGAGCACAACCUGGGUACACGUCUACUAUAUGUCGUGGUUACUUGGGUUUUUCAUCAGUGGCUCAAUGUGGCUCGUUUUGAAUACAGUCUGGUCGCCGCCUGGACUUGGGGAGGUGGAUGAAGAGGAAAUUAACGACAAUGAUUCCGACAUCAAGUCGCCUCAUGCAUAUGAGUCCGGCGGGCCCUAACAUCACACUGAUGAAAGCUUAAACUUCCUUGAGCGUACGAAGUUCCAUGGCCGAGUUCUCAAUUAAGAUACGGGAAACAUCGUGUAAGUAGGUAUAAUGAUAUACACGAGUGCAACCCCCAGGUGCUGGCGUU